Messenger RNA from Salvelinus namaycush (lake trout), 4301 nucleotides. Its product is annotated as poliovirus receptor-like. The record is from RefSeq and is a predicted model, not a curated record. Lineage: Eukaryota; Metazoa; Chordata; Actinopteri; Salmoniformes; Salmonidae. The transcript is spliced from 7 exons. The coding region runs from base 321 to 1880 and encodes 519 amino acids.
UAGUGGAAAUAACCGACACACCGAACAUGAGUGUUACUUUUUUCUGGUGCCAUUUAGCGAACACCAGAGACAUACCUGUACGCCCCACACGGGGAGGGGUUUUGAAUGUUUUGUGUGACUGUCAAGUCGACUCUAAUUUGAAAUCGAGAAAAUAAGACGUCGGACUGAAGAUCAAACCUAUAGCUUACCGACUCCGGUCUGUUUUGCGGUCUAGUCCUAUUAUAUAUUUUUAUUGAGAAGCAAUCAGUCAAGGAAUAUUAAGUCUGUUCUGGUGUGGUGUGGUGCUGGGGAUUUUAUAUCCAAGUCGUCUUUUUAGAAGAAUGGCGAGAGACGCUAAACAUUGCCCUGUAUCACCAAUGAAAAACAGUUUGCUGGUGACAGCAGGGAUACUUCUGAUUAUUCAAGCUGCUUCGUGUCAGCGGGUGAGGGUGGAUCCAGAGGUGGAGGCGUACCCUACCGAGUCGGUCGACCUGCGCUGUCAGUUUGUCGAUGAAGGAAACACCAAGCUCACACAGGUGUCGUGGAUAUGGGAGCCCACGGAAGGCCAGAGGGACAACAUUGCCGUCUUUCACCCCAUAUACGGCGAAAGCUUCCCCGACUCGCCCUUCAACGGGCGUGUCCGCUUCAUCCAAGGCACCUUGACAAACCCCUCCAUUACCAUCACCAGCCUCAAGAUGGCUGACGCCGGGCGUUACACCUGCGAGUACGCCACUUACCCCAGCGGCAAUGAGCAAGGCACCACCAAUCUGGUCAUACUUGCGAAACCCAAGAAUUCUGCAUCUCCCGUUAUCGUCCAGGCCAGCACAAGCGGCAAACCAGUGGUCGUGGCCCAGUGUGAGGCGGCCGACGGCAAGCCAGCAGCCACCAUCAAGUGGAUGGGAGAAGUCGGUGGCACCGAUAACACCACCUCCAAAAAAGGUCUGGACGGCACGGUGACGGUGAGGAGCGUGUACCUACUGGUGCCCACGCCCGAGGACAACGGCAAGGAGGUCACCUGCAUGAUCAGCCAGCGCACUCAGGACAAGCCGCAGACCUUCCCCAUGAAGCUGUCCGUCGAGUAUCCCCCGACUGUGUCCAUAGUGGGCUAUGAUAACAACUGGUACAUUGGCCGGACCGACGCUGUCCUGACCUGCCAGGCCACUGGCAACCCUGUCCCCACCAACGUCACUUGGACAGCCAUGUCCGGUCGGAUGCCUGACACGGUACAGAUCGCCGACAACAAGCUGAUCGUGCGGAAGGUGGACGAGGCAGUGAACACCACCUUUGUCUGCGAGGUGAAGAACCGGCUGGGAGUGAGCAAGCACCAGGUCACCACGGCGGUCAUCGAGGCCAUAGUGGACCCGUCCAACGCAGGCAUGGUGGCGGGGGCUAUCAUCGGCAGCCUGCUGGCCCUGCUGCUGGUCAGCUCGCUGAUUGCUGUCCUGGUGACCCGCAGUCGCCGGCAACGGCGCGGUUACCCCGGCAAUGGAGAGCCUGGCGCCUACGGGAACAAAGCCCGCCUCUUCGGCGGAGCUGGCAACAAGAACGAAGGCACGGGGGCCAACAUCAACGGGCCCAUCUAUACGUACCGCGAGAGCGACCCCGGAGCGCUGGCGGAGAAUGUCAACGACUUCCACGGCCCGCCAGGCUCCACUCCCACCGCCCACGACAUCCUGCUGAGCAGCGAGAUGGACGAGGCGGAGCGCAGGAAAUUUGACGCCCUCGGCGACAGCCUGGAGGAGGAAGAGGAGCGCUACGACAGCUUUAGCGUGGGCAUGGUUCCAGCCUAUCACAUCCACCGGCACAACGAGGAGAUGGGAGGGGUCAGCAUGUACCUCGACGACGACAUGGAGUCACAGCGGGAUGGGUCGGUCAUCUCCCGGACUGCCAUCUACGUCUAGAGAGGGGCGGUCAACCAACAGGGUCCAGGAGGGAGAGCUGAGGACAGGGUGGAGAGUCCACCAACAACCACCUCUCUGGAACGAUACCACCAACAACCACCCCUCCCCCUGCAUACUAAAUAGACAUGCUACGCUUAUGGUAAUUUUACCCCAAAAAAUCACUACAGAAACAAAACAAGACGUUGAAACUGAACUGUAACUGAGGAACAAGCAGAAUGAUAACUAGAGUGCGCUGGUCAAUGACUAGACAUCUCGAUAAGUCAGUCAGUCCACCAAAAUAAAUUGUAACAAUGUAACUCAUCUUCAAUGCUGCUUACUGCUCCAUUUCAGCUUAGCAAGUGAAACGUGAAGAAUUACCAUGUGACUGCGUUAGUAGCCAACUAAUCCACAGGACUGCAAACACUAAGACUUUUUCUCGGUAAGGAAACGUACCGUUCAAUGUCGCCUUCAUGGUAAAACUUUUAGACGCGCUCAUAGAUGGUCGCACUCGUUCCAUAACCACGGCUACUGCUUGAAGACGUCCUCCAGCGGACCGCGGUGUGGAGGACAAGGAACAAAGCUGUAACUUGUUGUCUUAAUGUGCAUCAUCACAGGCGUUCCAUAGCACAGUGUUACGUAAAUGGUCUUUGUAUUGUCAAGAUGUUUGGGCCUUCAGGCCUUGUUGAACCACAGUUGGUGUUAAUGACUCAGGCAGUUUCCAUCUUCCAUUUCCUUCUUUCUUUCUUUUUUCUUCAUUAUUUUCUUUUACAUAUGGGAGGCCAGCGACGUGGUAGACCGAGCUGGAGCUGGGGUUUGGAUGAGAGAAAUGGUGCGACCAGAUCGGUUUGUUUUUCCAACUGUCUGUUGGCUGUUCAUGUUGGUGGAACAUCACUGCUAAGCGAAGGGCAGCGGGUCAGCUGGCACCAUCCCAGGGUAUUGGGCCCCGUGCCAGGCUGUACUAGCCUUCCACGCUGAGGGACCAACCAGCUCCUGUAAUGAUCAGCGCCACGUCUAGUCUGCCUAGCGAUAGUACAAGAGAGACCGACAGAUCGACAUGCACACCCAGCUCUAACUGAACCUCCUGCUCUGCCUGUCAGUUUGACCAAUUAAAAAAAGGAAGCGGACUCCAUUUCCCCGGCAAGUCAAUAAAUGCACCGUCUAUUUAAUAGUAAAGAAAUGUUUCGCCGCUGAUGCUCGAGGGACCGGAGGCGGAAUAUUUCCCUUUUUUUUACCAGAACAAGCUGUUCCUAGCCCACAUGUUUAAUUCAGGAGUAGAAGAAGCAUAAAAGUGUUGCGCAUUAUCUCAUGUAGAGGUAUAGAGCGAGAGAGGCUGAUUUCCGGCUGGUAUUGAGCGCUUUUGCGAUUUUAAUUUUAAUUUUUUUAAUGCAGUUAAGCCCAAGCAUUAAUAAGACAAGCCGCACAUACGGCUGAAAUUGCGAAGUUUUGCUCCCGAACACAGUAGGAGUUAUGAAGUGUUAUGAGGUCGACCGUCUGCCUUGUUGUCGACCGUCAACGAUCGAUCAUCUACUUCAAAAUACAGUAUUAUUAUUAUUUUAGCAGGGCGAAAUGCUUAGUUGAGUUUUUUGCUGUAUGUUAAUGGAAAAAUCUCUGCCGGGCCUUCUAAGGGGGCAGUAACACACAAAAUACGCCUGUGACUGUGUGUGGGGAUAUUUCUGACCAUAUGCGAGGCCCAUUAGUUCUAAGCCUGGCCGGCAUAUGUGUUUUCGAGUUCUGAGUUGACCGAAAUUGACUCGCUGCCAGACUUGGAACGAGGUUAAGGGGCUAACCCCACCCGCAGUAUGUUCCACUGUCGGAUUGGCGCGGUUCACUUUUUAAAGUAGCGGCCGAGUGUGUGUGCUGACUAGUGUGUGUGUAUUGUGCAAGGGUGUGUGUAGCGUGAUUGUACAGAUUCGAGUUGUGUAUAUCCCACAUGCUGAUUCACCGUGCAAUAGCCCAAUGUUAUGCAGGAGUUGUUUUGCAUAAUGUCAUACAUAUGGAUGGCUAAGCCUAUCUCUGAGUCAUUCAUCUGUCAUUUCAUGCACAGUAACCUCACUGAUGAAGGGGUUGGGGGACGGUGAUAGGAAACUGCUUAGCACGGGGACCCGCAUGGACAUGAAUAUUACACUGGCGGAGCCGGAAUGAAGCCGGACUGGCUCAAAGGGCCUUUGGAGUGGUCUCCUGUGCCACCCCGGCCAGAUGGAAACUUGAUUGGGUACUAGUGUCCGGGCCGUUGCUCUGUAAAUAUUGUGACCCACUCCCGCUCCUUUGCUUUUUCUUAUCACAGAUAGAGGUCGACUGAUUAUGAUUUUUCAACGGCGAUACCGAUUUAUUGGAGGACCAGAAAAUAGCCAAUCCUGAUUUAAUCUGCAGUUUUUUAAAAAUGUAAUGUAUUUUUUUAUUUUUGUAAAUAAUUUUUAUUAUUUUUUAAAUAUAUAUAUAUUA